UCCACACAGAAAAACAAAAAAAAAAAAGAACAGAGGCAGAGUAUUAAGUAACCUUUUUCCAGCCUACUUAAACUUCCUAAGGAUAUAUAACAAAUGGCGUCCUGGCUUCUCUUUUCUGUGUUCUCUUUUGUUCUUCUUCUUCCUGAACCUGCAGUUGGGAUUACUAGGCAUUAUACGCUGGACAUAAAAAUGCAUACCGUGACACGUCUUUGCCACACAAAGAGCCUUGUUUCUGUAAACGGGAAGUUUCCAGGGCCUAAGAUUAUUGCUAGAGAAGGUGACCAGCUUCUGAUCAAAGUUGUUAACCAUGUCCCAAACAAUAUCUCUCUCCACUGGCAUGGGAUCAGGCAAUUAAGGUCUGGUUGGGCUGAUGGGCCAGCUUACAUAACCCAAUGUCCUAUUCAGACAGGGCAAAGCUACCUAUACAACUACACCGUUGUUGGUCAAAGAGGCACUUUAUGGUACCAUGCUCACAUCUCAUGGCUCAGAGCAACGGUCUAUGGUCCUCUUAUCAUUCUUCCCAAACACGGUGUUCCUUACCCCUUUCCCAAGCCUCACAAAGAAGUUCCCAUGGUCUUUGGGGAGUGGUUCAACGCAGACACUGAGGCAAUCAUCCGCCAAGCAACGCUGACAGGAGGUGGUCCUAAUGUCUCUGAUGCUUACACAAUCAACGGUCUUCCUGGUCCACUAUACAACUGCUCAGCUAAAGAUACAUUCAGACUGAGAGUGAAGCCAGGGAAGACAUACCUUCUCAGGAUAAUCAACGCUGCACUUAAUGACGAGCUCUUCUUCAGCAUCGCAAACCACACGGUCACAGUCGUUGAAGCUGAUGCCGUCUACGUCAAACCAUUCGAGACUAACACCAUCUUGAUCGCUCCUGGCCAGACCACAAACGUCCUGCUCAAGACCAAACCGAGUUACCCUAGCGCCUCUUUCUUCAUGACCGCUAGACCAUACGCCACAGGUCAGGGGACUUUCGAUAACACCACAGUCGCAGGCAUCUUAGAAUAUGAACAACCUAAACAUGCAAAGACCAAUAUAAAGAAUCUUCCUCUCUUCACACCGGUGCUCCCCGCUUUAAACGAUACAAACUUUGCUACCAAGUUCAGUAACAAGCUGCGUAGCUUGAACAGCGAGAAGUUCCCGGCGAACGUGCCUCAGAAGGUUGAUAGGAAGUUCUUUUUCACGGUGGGACUGGGGACGAACCCUUGUAACCAUAAGAACAACCAGACGUGUCAGGGUCCUACUAACACCACAAUGUUUGCUGCAUCGAUCAGCAACAUCUCAUUCACACUGCCAACGAAAGCUCUCCUUCAGUCUCACUACUCUGGGAGAUCUGAUGGAGUGUAUUCUCCAAACUUCCCGUGGAAUCCUAUUGUUCCUUUUAACUACACAGGCACUCCGCCUAACAACACCAUGGUUAGCACCGGGACGAACUUGAUGGUUCUGAGGUAUAACACUAGUGUGGAGCUUGUGAUGCAGGAUACUAGCAUUCUUGGGGCGGAGAGCCAUCCUCUUCACCUUCAUGGGUUUAACUUCUUUGUCGUUGGCCAAGGGUUUGGGAACUUUGAUCCGAAUAAGGAUCCUAAGAAGUUUAAUCUUGUUGAUCCGAUAGAGAGGAACACAGUUGGUGUGCCUUCUGGUGGAUGGGCUGCUAUUAGGUUCCUUGCAGAUAACCCAGGAGUGUGGUUCAUGCACUGUCACUUGGAAGUACAUACCAGUUGGGGUCUGAGGAUGGCUUGGCUUGUUCUUGAUGGAGAUAAGCCUGAUCAGAAACUUCUGCCUCCUCCUGCUGACUUGCCCAAGUGCUGAUAAAUCUUGCUAUCUUUUUUGUUUCUGGUCUCUUCUUUCUUCCAAGCUUCAUGUAUUUGUUUCUUUUUUUUUUUGUUUACGGCCAUUUAUCAGUUUGACAUGAGGUCAAUGUCCUGUUCAAUAAUUUGACAUGAGGUCAAUUUAUGUUUCUGUUGCAAAGCUCUGUUUUCUGUAACUGUAGAUCUGUGUGCCAUGCUAUAUAUAUAAACAAUUUAAUUUGCAAA
Brassica oleracea var. oleracea is the source of this 2036-nucleotide messenger RNA. RefSeq names its product laccase-17-like. The transcript is spliced from 6 exons. Gene Ontology annotation, cellular component: apoplast. The coding region runs from base 94 to 1812 and encodes 572 amino acids. Lineage: Eukaryota; Viridiplantae; Streptophyta; Magnoliopsida; Brassicales; Brassicaceae. Gene Ontology annotation, molecular function: copper ion binding; hydroquinone:oxygen oxidoreductase activity. Gene Ontology annotation, biological process: lignin catabolic process. The record is from RefSeq and is a predicted model, not a curated record.